Clunio marinus is the source of this 210-nucleotide messenger RNA. Lineage: Eukaryota; Metazoa; Arthropoda; Insecta; Diptera; Chironomidae. The record is from the annotation of a GenBank genome assembly.
AUGAAAACAAUAAAUCAAAAUAUCUUUGGGGAGCUACAAAAACCUUCGUUCAACCCUUUCACUCUCACAUUUUCCACCCUCACACCAUUGACAAUGACAAUUCGACAUUCAGAAAAUUUACAACAAGACGAAGUAAAAGAUGAGCAACAGAAAAAUACUUUUUUGGCACUCAAUCAAGAUAUGAAAGUUUGUGGAGACUGGAAAUGGUAA